AUGAUAGGAAGGAAAGUAAUAAAUGUCGACGCAGUAGCCAAAUGGCAGAAAAGUUUUUCUGCAUCACGAAUUUCUCCAGAAAUACAAUCAAACUUGCACAAUGGAAAUUUCCUAGAGUCAUCUAAAGUAUCUUCGUCGACUGAAAGUAAACAGCGACAAUCAUGUCGAUUGGAUUGGGCUGAAUCGUCAUGGACAAGAUGGAUACAGAUACCAUUAAUGUUGUGGAUAACACCUAUUCUCUCCUUGGGUAAUAAACGUAUGCUUGUUGAAGAUGAUCUUAGCGAUCUUUCUGUUAACGACAAAUGUUCACUUUUACUGAACAGAGUGAAUCAAAGUGGUAACUUGGUUGGAGUGAAAGGUGCCAUCGGUGCUGGCAAGUCAACCCUAUUAGCUGCCAUUCUUGGUGAGAUCAAUCUUAUUAGUGGAAAACUUCGACUAUACGUUAAUUCAAUUUCCUACGCUCCACAAUCGGCGUGGAUCUUUGCUGACACUAUUCGAGCUAAUAUUCUUCUUGGCAAACCAAUGGAUGAAGAACGUUACCAGAAUGUAAUUAAGGCAUGUUGUCUUGAUGUCGAUCUACAGGAUUUUGGUGAAGUCGGUGAUUUAUUAAUGAUUGGUGAUAAAGGUAUCAAUUUGAGUGGAGGACAAAAAGCUCGAAUAUCACUGGCUCGUGCUCUCUAUGUUGAUGCUGACUUAUAUUUACUCGACGAUCCACUUGCUGCCGUUGAUUCAAAAGUAGCAAAGAACAUUUUUGAUCAAUGCAUCGGUUCUCGUAGUCUCCUCUGUGGAAAGACUCGAAUAUUAGUUACACAUCAGACACAUUUUUUAGUUGAAGCAGAUCAAAUGAUUCUCUUGACAAAUGGUCACAUUAAUGAAUUACAUAUUGAACAACCUGUUGAAAAUAAGUCAUCGAAUGAUACAUCACAAACAGAUUUAUCGAACGAUACAUCGGAAACAGACUCAUCGAACGGCAAUGAGACAGACUGGACACUUAACACUGCUCUAACUGAUAUGAAUUCGAUUGUAAAACGUGAGACAUCAAGUGAUGGUGCCAUCAAAUGGAGUGUUUGGUUACAACUGUUCACUUCGCCACCUUUACGUUGGUUUGGCUUUUUUCUUAUGAUAAUUCUUAUGCUUAGCAAUGAAGCUCUAUAUGACUUUACAAAUAGUUGGCUUUCUCUGUGGUCUAGUAAAGAUGAAAGAGAACAACGAUCAUCAUUUUAUGCUUACGUCUAUCUUGGAGUUAUACUUGCUACAUUGAUCGUUGCAUUAAUACGUACCGGCUAUAUCUUCUAUAUCAUGUUGCGUGGUUCGACCCAUUUUCAUAAUCGAAUGCUCAAAGGUAUCUUGUAUACUUCGUUACGUUUCUUUGAAAGUAAUCCAAGUGGACGAAUAUUGAAUCGAGCAAGCAAAGAUCAACAAGCGUUAGAUGAAUCUUUACCUCUGAGUUUAAUUGAUGCUAUGCAAUAUUUACUAAUGACUCUUGGUUCUAUUGUAAUCAUUGGAAUUACCAACCAGUGGGUGCUUCUAAUUCUCAUUCCUUUGGUCCCCAUAGUUUUGUGGCUUCGUAGAUUUUAUAUGCGUUCGAGUCGUCAACUUAAACGACUAGAAAGCGUAACGCGUAGUCCAAUUUAUGCAUUGUUCUCGUCGUCAUUAGACGGACUCACUAGUAUUCGUGCAUUUGACGUUCAAGACGGUUUUUUGAAUAUGUUCAUGGAAAGAAUCGAUACCAAUUCACGAGCUUACUUUAUUCUCUUUGCCACUACACGUUGGUUCGGUUUACGGCUCGAUAUGAUAACAUCCUUACUCACUUUAGCUACUGCUAUUCUUGCAGUAGCUUUGCGCCAUCAACUCGAUCCAUCGGCAGCAGCACUCAGUAUCAGCUAUUGUAUCACUUUAACAGCUCUAUUUCAAUGGGCUAUGCGACAAUCAGCCGAAGCUGAAAAUUUCAUGACCAGUGCAGAACGCAUUCAUGAAUAUGGUCAACUAGUACCAGAAAGGGAUCAGAACAGUAGUAAAAACGGUGUACUCAUUCAACCAACAGAUGAUUGGCCUUCUCACGGUAUUAUCGAAUUUAAAGACUAUACUUUUCGCUAUCGACCAGAACUCGAUCCUGUGCUCAAAAAUCUUAAUCUACGAGUUGAGUCCAAGGAAAAGAUUGGAGUUAUUGGUCGGACAGGUGCUGGAAAGUCAUCACUUCUUCAAGCUCUAUUUCGACUGGUCAAUCAAUCAGCAAUCAACGGAACCAUUCUCAUCGACGACAUCGAUAUUGGAUGUCUUUCACUCGAUCAUCUUCGUUCUCAUCUAAGUGUUAUUCCACAAGUACCAAUACUCUUUUGCGGUACACUUCGAUACAAUAUUGAUCCAUUCAAACAAUUCUCAGAUGAGGAAUGUCUUAUAGCACUUGAAACUGUUCAACUCAGCAAAUUGGUGCGCAAUCAUCCCGAUGGACUCCAUAUGCUAGUCACAGAAUUGGGUACUAAUCUGAGUGCUGGUGAACGCCAACUGGUUUGUGUAGCUCGAGCUAUUCUGAAGAAGAGCCGCAUAUUACUUAUUGAUGAAGCUACUGCAAAUGUUGACCAUACAACCGAUAGGAUGAUUCAAGAUGUUAUUGCUGACAAAUUUCGUGAUUGUACCAUAUUAACAAUUGCACAUCGAUUGAAUACGGUAGUCAAUAGUAAUCGUAUUCUUAUGUUACAACGGGGAGAAGUAGCCUAUUUUGGUGUUCCCAAUAAUAUCGAUCUAUCUCAAGAUGAUACACAAAACUAA
Molecule: messenger RNA, 2769 nt
Organism: Rotaria sordida
Lineage: Eukaryota; Metazoa; Rotifera; Eurotatoria; Philodinida; Philodinidae
Source: the annotation of a GenBank genome assembly